AUGCACAUAUCUCACGUGAACCCAAUCGGCGCGACCAACUUCAAAAAGGUGAAGAAUGACAUCCUCAUUAUUCGUAAUGGACCUCGCUUUUUGAAACCAGUACCGAAACAAGUAUUCAUGUCUAAGACAUAUGGAACUUCCACCAGGAGAACAAAGAGGUUUACGGGUUGCUGGACUUGUAGAAAGCGUGGAGUUCGAUGCGAUGAAAGCAGACCUGGAUGCAAGAACUGCGUAAUCCACAGGGUCAAGUGUGAGGGUUACAUGGUGAAACUAUGCUGGGGUAACAAUGACGCGCCUUUAUCUGAACGCAGAUAUCAGAAAACCCGAAGUCUCAUGCUGUAUGAGUGGAAGGAGAACCAACUACUGGACGAUAUACAGGUUGAGAACUCAUUGGAUAGGAUUGAAACUGCUUCGGGGUUUCUUACUUCCAAAAAUCUGGAGACUAGUAAGGAGUUCGGCUAUGGUCCGUUCACUGUUUUCAGUGUUUCUAGCAAGGUGGAAAUUGGAAAUGCUUUGGUGGAUCCCUCUUCUGAAGUAAUCGCAAUGGGAACUGCUGGCAAAAUACGAGAAAGACUGGAACAGACCUCUUUUGUGGGUGUACGCCCAAAUUUGGAAAUCGAAAUUGCUCUGCUUUGUUUCUGGGACCGUUAUUUCAGCAAGUCUCUUACACCGGUGGACGAAACUGAGGUGAAUCCAAAUAAUUUGCUGUUGAAGGAAGCACUUGACAAACCACAUCCUGCUGAUAUUCAGAGGGGGAUCUUCCAUACUCUCUGUGCAAUUUGUUCAGGUUUUCUAUCUACCAGUGCUGAUCAGAAUUUUAUAGCCCCUGAGUACCAAGGGACCAACUUCCGCGAGUACGCCAAGUUUCACAAAAUCAGGGCUCUCGGUUUCGUCUCUGACAAAUACUCGUGGAAAGAACUUUGCACUACUGAAGAAUUGAUUUUCUUGGUUGGGUCCAUAUAUUUUCUGUUGGUAUCUGAUGCUUUCAAUAGCUCAGAUGAGUGGCAGAUACAUUUGAGAGGUGCUGUAUCGGCUCUGAAAACCAUCAGCGAUUCGGAUGGUGGCAUCUUAAUCUCAGGACAAGGCGACCCGGAAGGAUUAUCCAGUGCAUUGCUAUUUUUCUCUCAAAUGACGAGACUGUCGUACCUGCAGAGCACAUUGUAUCUGCUCAGUGAUGAUGUUUGCAAUAAGAACCUAACAGUGCAGGAUUUGGAGUUCAUGAGGUUUCCAGAAGACAACAUGACGGAAUCACUUGUGUAUCGCAACUCAGGAGUCACGCCAGGUAUGAUGAAGUGUUUGACACGCAUAGUUAAAUAUCUUCAGUUCGCGAACGCAGCGGAGAGACAAGAACAAGAAGUCUCUGAAAUUCAGCAGGAGCUGAUAAACUGUGAGCCUCCAGCAUUCAAUGCCAGCCUCGACUCUCUGAACUCGUUGAUAGUACACCACCAGUCUUUUAUAUUCUACACUGCCAUUAGCUUGCUGUUCUUUAGGGAAGUGAAGAUGCAAGAUGCGCACAACCUGCAAGAUCUGGUGAGCUCUGGAAUUGACCACAUGGAAAUAUACCAAGACAUCUCAAAGAAGUUCCCGGGACUCGGGUUGUUUUGGCCAGUUUUUAUUAUUUGUUGCGAGGCAACCUCUCUCAGUUCUCAAGCAAGAGUUACAGAAUGGCUCAAUAUAGUUGAGCAGUACUGCGUGGACACAGUGAAGCGGGGUAUUCGCGUCAUAAAGACGGUUUGGGAUAGAAGAGAAAAUGGUGAUCAGGUUAGCUGGUUGUCUGUUAUACGGGAAGUCGACUCGUCAUUGUUUUUGGCUUGA
This is a messenger RNA of Kuraishia capsulata CBS 1993, 1815 nucleotides long. RefSeq lists its product as uncharacterized. The transcript has a single exon. The record is from RefSeq and is a predicted model, not a curated record. Gene Ontology annotation, cellular component: nucleus. Bases 1 to 1815 code for a protein of 604 amino acids. NCBI's taxonomy places the organism in Eukaryota, Fungi, Ascomycota, Pichiomycetes, Pichiales, Pichiaceae. Gene Ontology annotation, molecular function: zinc ion binding; DNA-binding transcription factor activity, RNA polymerase II-specific; transcription cis-regulatory region binding. Gene Ontology annotation, biological process: positive regulation of transcription by RNA polymerase II.